AUGCUCGUUACCAGGCAGUUUGAUACGGAGCAAAGCCACUGGUCUAGCAAGUUCGAGGCCGCCUUCGACAAGUCCACAAGCACACGCAUGUCGAGCUACGACGGUCCUUUAUCCACACAGCCUGACUGGCAGGGGCACUACUCUUUUCUCCCUCCUGGGGAGAACAACAUCUUCGCGCAGCCUUUCCAGCAAGCAUUGGGGUCUGGAAGCAAUAAUGACGUCCAGUCUCAGCAGAGCCCGUCGAGCGCGCAGAACAGCACCCUAGAGAACCCUAGUCAGUCGAGGCAAAGCGCAGUCAACUCUCCCACGAGCCACCAUCUAGAUCCUUUAGGUCUGCGACAAUCCAAAGCCGAAACUCCUACACGAGAACAAUCAGACAUACAAGGCACGAAUUAUGCCAUCAAAACGGAACCAGCUAACGAGGAAACCUUGAGCUCUACUGAUGCUCCUGGCCAUUCGCUUGGAUCAAACCCAACAGGAUCGAAAUCGUCGGCAGGGCAAGCUCAGGACGCCGCCUCUACCACGAGCGGAAAUGAGGACACCAUCCUAGGGAAAGAGGAGGACGAUGAGGUACUCGAUGACGAUGAGAUGGUGGAAGUUGAAGGCGAGGGGUCAGGGGUACCAAUGACAGCCGCCGAGCGAACUGCUGCUCGACGGAAGAUGAAGCGGUUUAGGCUCACACACCAGCAGACCCGUUUUCUAAUGAGCGAGUUCGCAAAGCAGCCGCAUCCCGAUGCUGCUCACCGAGAGCGGUUGUCGCGAGAGAUUCCAGGCCUGAGUCCCAGGCAGGUCCAGGUCUGGUUUCAGAAUCGGAGAGCCAAGAUAAAGAGACUUACAGCUGACGACCGAGAUCGAAUGAUCAAAAUGCGCGCGGUGCCCGACGACUUUGACAACGUCCAGGCAUUGCACUCCCCGUACGGAGCCGUGCAUGCGUUAGGAACGCCAAUCACGCCCCCUGUUGACUUCGGAUCGUCUUCGUACGCGGAUCAUAUGAUGAGACCGUUGAUGGUGGACACGAUGCGGAGAGGCGAUGGUGAUGAUCACAUGUCGCCAACAGGACUGAGCCCGGCGUUCGGUAAUAUUGGCUUCACAACCCCGGGAACUAUGAGCAACUCGGACAUUCUUUCACCACUCUCGCCAGCAUCCAAUGAUCGGGGGUACUAUUCGGGUCAAUUGACAAGUCCUCUUGGAGGGUCCCGGACAUCGAAUCCGUUCGCCAGACAGAACAGUCUCGACACAGGAGUUCAGAUGCACUUACAGUCACGGCAGCAGGUUCGCCCCUUACAACCGCUCCAGCUUCGGGAAACGAUGUCAAGAUCGAGAUCAGACAACCUGCAGUCGCCUCUUCGCUCGAGCAUGUCGUGGAAGGGCGAUUCGAUUGAUUACUCAGCAUACCCGGGCAGUGGAAGCAGUCCGGGAAUGGCAGGAAGACACCAUUCUGUCUAUCAGCCGGAUCAGAUGGGCAGCAACCCUGGGAGUGCGCUGGGUUACGAUUCCGGCUCAUACUCCUCUUCGGGAGUUCAGACUUCAUCAACCAACAUCAACUACUCGAGCUUACCGCAACCUUCACAAAACCGAUCCCGAUUGCGAGCGGCUUCGGCCACACUUCCCCUCGGCCUCGACCUACGACACCAAUUUCGAUCCGUAUCUUCGCUCCAGCCCCCAGUUCACUCAUCAACACCUCGAUCAUCUAGUACUGCGCCUUACGGUGGCUCAUCUGCUUAUACCAGCAGUUUCCCGUCUGCUCCUCUUACUGCGCCGAUCGACUUUCCGCAUUCGAGGAACCCCGGUGGCAUCAGAUCUGCGAUCCACGAUUACCACAUGCCUCAGAUGAGCGCCCCCAUAGCGCCUUCGCAAGAAUUCAGCCAGGCGCUGCACGGGAACAUGGGUGGUUCCAGCACACGGACUCCGAUGAGGGAUACGUUUGGCGGUGGUCCUCUAGGCAUCGGCCAAGGCCAGGGAUCUAAUGAGAGAAGCGAUGACUAUUCCCAGGAUGGGCUGGGCGGGUCAAGUGCGGCCCUGAAAAGCAAGCGGAGCUCGUUCAGUCUCUCUCAGAGCGGUCACACGUCCGGACCUGCGCAGAGCUCUCAGUCGUACGGGCACACAACAUAG
Molecule: messenger RNA, 2112 nt
Organism: Anthostomella pinea
Lineage: Eukaryota; Fungi; Ascomycota; Sordariomycetes; Xylariales; Xylariaceae
Source: the annotation of a GenBank genome assembly